AUGGCCCGUUCUUACCAAGAUAUUGUGCCUGAUUGCCAAUACGAAGAAGGAGAAGCCCAAGACGUUAUUGAAUUUCAACUCAAAGAUUUCAAAAAAGACCAGCUGAAAGUUCACUUCGGCAGUAACGGUGUCAUACUGGUUUCCGGUGAACGGCCCGUCGAAGGAGGUAAAUGGAUCCGGUUCCGGAAGGAAUUCGCCAUUCCCAAAGACUGUAAAGCAACCGAGAUCCGGGCAAGAUUCAGCUCCGGUUUUCUUUAUGUGACAAUACCGAAGAAGGCCGUUUCUUCGGAUGUUUCCCAACAGGGUCCACUUACACCGGUGCAGCAAGCGGCGACGGGGACCCCGUCGUCGCCUGUUCAAGACAAAGGAAAACUAAAGCAAGAGAACAGCGUUGGCCGAAGCGGAGAUGUUGACGACGAGUGUUCAGCCUGUUCUACGGCGGAAAAUGCUGUAUCGCCGACGCCUCGCCCCGAAUGGUCUAUUUGGAGGCUUAAGAUGGAGGGAAAAACAGCAGUGACGAGUGGCGCAAGUUUGGUGAUGGCGGCGGCGGGACUGAUGUUUGUUGUGCUAUAUUAUGCGUUCAAGUAUUAUGAUCCCGUGAACAAGACUGUUUAG
This is a messenger RNA of Hibiscus syriacus, 615 nucleotides long. RefSeq names its product inactive protein RESTRICTED TEV MOVEMENT 2-like. The transcript is spliced from 2 exons. The coding region runs from base 1 to 615 and encodes 204 amino acids. The record is from RefSeq and is a predicted model, not a curated record. Lineage: Eukaryota; Viridiplantae; Streptophyta; Magnoliopsida; Malvales; Malvaceae.